Molecule: messenger RNA, 574 nt
Organism: Vitis riparia (riverbank grape)
Lineage: Eukaryota; Viridiplantae; Streptophyta; Magnoliopsida; Vitales; Vitaceae
Exons: 2
Coding region: 119-385 (88 amino acids)
Source: RefSeq, a predicted model, not a curated record
UCAUCACAACACAACUACCUUGAUUUACAGAGAGAUCUUCUAUAUCCAUUCACUACUCAGAAUCACCUCUUUCUAUUGUUGAUUGUUGUUUGGGUUUCGGAGAAAGAAAAUUAAGAAGAUGAGUCAUAUGGGGAAAGCUUGGUUAGUGGCAGCAAGUGUGGGAGCAGUGGAGGCACUCAAGGAUCAGGGCUUCUGCAGAUGGAACUACACUCUGAGGUCUAUUCACCAGCAUGCCAAGACCAACCUCAGGUCCUUUGCUCAGGCCAAGAAGCUCUCUUCUUCCUCUUCUGCCAUGGUUUCCAGCAGAGUGAGAGACGAGAAGGCCAAGCAGUCAGAGGAGUCUCUGAGGACUGUCAUGUACUUGAGCUGCUGGGGACCCAACUGAGGAAGAUAUAUAUAUAUCUAUGAAGGUUUUGAUCGUCCUACUAGUGAUGAAGACAGUGGAGGGGAGAGAUUGAUUUCAUGGAAUUUUUGUACAAAGACAUAUACAUGAGGGUGGAAUUGCUGUAAAUUGUAUAGUGUAUUGACGAUGGCUUUAUGAAAUACAUACAUCAUAUAGUGUUUUUUUUCUCAA